AUGGAGGGCGGCAAGCCCAGCUCCUCGCCCGGCAGCCGGGACGACGGCAGCCCCAGCGCCAACGCCUGCUUCCAGGCGAAGCCGCCCACAGACAAGGCGCCGGCGGCGGACAAGGCGCUGGGCAGCCCGGGCGCCGGCGGGAGCCUCAAGGAUCAUGGCAACUCGGUGUGCUUCAAAGUGGACGGCGGCGGUGGCGGCGGCGGCAGCGAAGAGCCCAUGGUGGGCUUCGACGACGCCGACAGCGCCCAGCGCCAGUACGGCUUCAUGCAGCGCCAGUUCACCUCCAUGCUGCAGCCCGGGGUCAACAAAUUCUCCCUCCGCAUGUUCGGCAGCCAGAAGGCGGUGGAGAAGGAGCAGGAAAGGGUUAAAACUGCAGGCUUCUGGAUCAUCCACCCGUACAGCGACUUCAGGUUUUACUGGGACUUAAUAAUGCUUAUAAUGAUGGUUGGAAAUCUUGUCAUCAUACCUGUUGGAAUCACAUUCUUCACAGAGCAGACAACAACACCAUGGAUUAUUUUCAAUGUAGCAUCAGAUACUGUGUUUCUGUUCGACCUGAUCAUGAACUUUAGAACUGGCACUGUUAAUGAGGACAGUUCUGAGAUAAUACUGGACCCCAAAGUCAUCAAGAUGAAUUAUCUAAAGAGCUGGUUCGUGGUUGACUUCAUCUCAUCAAUACCAGUGGAUUAUAUCUUUCUCAUUGUAGAAAAAGGAAUGGAUUCAGAAGUCUACAAGACAGCUAGAGCUCUUCGCAUUGUGAGGUUCACAAAAAUCCUCAGUCUGUUGCGUUUAUUACGACUUUCAAGAUUAAUAAGAUACAUUCACCAGUGGGAAGAGAUUUUCCACAUGACAUAUGAUCUAGCGAGUGCUGUGGUGCGAAUCUUCAACCUGAUUGGUAUGAUGCUACUGCUUUGCCACUGGGAUGGUUGCCUUCAGUUCUUGGUACCAUUGCUUCAGGAUUUCCCGCAAGAUUGCUGGGUGUCCCUAAAUGGUAUGGUUAAUGAUUCUUGGGGAAAGCAAUACUCGUAUGCGCUCUUCAAAGCCAUGAGCCACAUGCUUUGCAUUGGGUACGGAGCCAGGGCCCCUGUCAGCAUGUCGGAUCUCUGGAUAACCAUGUUGAGUAUGAUUGUGGGGGCCACCUGUUAUGCCAUGUUUGUGGGUCAUGCCACAGCCCUGAUUCAGUCUUUGGAUUCAUCACGGCGUCAAUAUCAAGAGAAGUACAAACAAGUGGAACAGUACAUGUCAUUUCAUAAACUACCAGCCGAUAUGCGUCAGAAGAUACAUGAUUAUUAUGAGCACCGCUACCAAGGCAAGAUCUUCGAUGAGGAGAGCAUUCUCAAUGAGCUCAACGACCCACUUAGGGAGGAGAUUGUCAACUUUAACUGCCGCAAGCUGGUUGCCACAAUGCCUCUCUUCGCUAAUGCUGACCCAAAUUUUGUAACAGCCAUGCUGAGCAAGCUACGAUUUGAGGUGUUCCAGCCUGGAGAUUACAUCAUCCGAGAAGGGGCUGUGGGGAAAAAGAUGUAUUUCAUUCAACAUGGGGUCGCUGGUGUUAUCACUAAAUCCAGUAAAGAGAUGAAGUUGACAGAUGGCUCCUACUUUGGAGAGAUCUGCCUUCUGACCAAAGGCCGCCGCACUGCCAGUGUGAGAGCUGACACGUAUUGCCGGCUGUAUUCCCUCUCUGUGGACAACUUCAAUGAGGUUCUGGAGGAGUACCCCAUGAUGAGAAGAGCAUUUGAAACAGUAGCCAUCGACAGGCUGGAUAGGAUAGGAAAGAAGAAUUCGCUUCUGCUCCAGAAAUUCCAGAAAGAUCUCAAUACUGGAGUUUUCAAUAACCAGGAGAGCGAAAUUUUGAAACAGAUAGUGAAACACGACCGAGAGAUGGUGCAGACUGUGGCGGUGGCAAAUUUGCAGCAAAUGCCAGCGCUGAAUUCUAGCCCUCCCACCACAGUCUCAACGACGCAGUUCAGGACGCAGUCCCCGCCCGUGUACUCUGUGACCAGCCUCUCCCACGGGAGCCUGAAUUCUCCGACGCCGAGCACACAGACCCCUCAGCAAGCCGCCGUUUUCUCGCCCUGCGCCUACCCUUCUGCUGUCUGUAGCCCUCCGGUUCAAAGCCCUCUCGCCGGCCGAACUUUUCAGUAUGCAACGCCUACAGCCUCCCAGUUGUCACUGCUGCAACAGCAGCAGCAGCAACAGCAGCCCCAACAGCCACAGCAGAUGCCUAGCGCAGCAUCACAGAAGAGUGAUGUCCACAAGAGCACACAAGCUCUUCACAAUACUAGUCUGACGAGAGAGGUGAGGCCUCUCUCUGCCUCUCAGCCUUCCUUGCCCCAUGAGGUUUCCACUAUGAUUUCAAGACCUCAUCCGACAGUGGGAGAGUCUUUAGCCUCCAUUCCACAGCCGGUGUCCGGUUUCCAAAGCACAGGCAUCCAGGCUGGCAGCAAAACCACGGUCCCCCAAAGGGUCGCCCUCUUCCGACAGAUGUCUUCGGGAGCAAUUCCACCGACCCGAGGGGCCGCGCCGACAGCAGCAACGUUGCAAAGGGAUUCUUCCACAGUCUUAAACACUGAACUAGAGGGAGAUAAACCACGGUUUGCUUCAAACUUAUGAUUCAUGCAGACUAUAAAUAAAACAAAGGCAUGGACAUAAACUGAGAUAACUCCCAGGAACACUGUUUUAACCUACUUUUGGAUAGAUCCCAGCUGACUACUAUGGAAAAGGAAAACUUUAGACAAACUUAACCCUUGAUAUCGAAUGUACAAUAUACAGAGAGACAUAUAGACAGAAGAAAAAAGAAAAAUCGAAAUGGCCUCUCAUGUCUUCCUUUCCUAUAAUUGGUUAAUGAGUCUAAAAAGUGUGGGUUGUAAUAUUGUUUAUCUUUAGCCUGGUUAAAAAUGUGGAGAAAUUCCUGAUCUGAUUCUGUGGUUAAAAAAAGAAAGAAAGAAAAGAAAGAAAAGAAA
This is a messenger RNA of Elgaria multicarinata webbii, 2960 nucleotides long. RefSeq names its product hyperpolarization activated cyclic nucleotide gated potassium channel 1 (gene HCN1). Gene Ontology annotation, molecular function: voltage-gated potassium channel activity. Lineage: Eukaryota; Metazoa; Chordata; Lepidosauria; Squamata; Anguidae. The record is from RefSeq and is a predicted model, not a curated record. The transcript is spliced from 8 exons. Bases 1 to 2610 code for a protein of 869 amino acids. Gene Ontology annotation, biological process: potassium ion transmembrane transport; sodium ion transmembrane transport; regulation of membrane depolarization. Gene Ontology annotation, cellular component: axon; dendrite; HCN channel complex.